AUGGAUGAAAUUAUAAAUUUUGGUGCACUUGACAGUGAUAACGACGACGACAUGGACGAAGCCCUAAUUUUUCAUAUCCUCAAUGAGAAUAAAAAUUUAGGAAAUCUGAGAGAAUUGUACGGCGCUUUUGAUUUAAAUAGUUUGUCCGAAACUGAGUGUAGAAAGCUUUUCAGAUUUGAAAAAAAUCAUUUAAGAAGACUUUCUACAGCUCUUAAUUUACCAGAGCUGAUUACCACUGAGGAACGGAUAACAGUGCCAGAAUUUUGUUUAUAG
This is a messenger RNA of Brassicogethes aeneus, 273 nucleotides long. Lineage: Eukaryota; Metazoa; Arthropoda; Insecta; Coleoptera; Nitidulidae. The record is from the annotation of a GenBank genome assembly.